Molecule: messenger RNA, 1433 nt
Organism: Carlito syrichta (Philippine tarsier)
Lineage: Eukaryota; Metazoa; Chordata; Mammalia; Primates; Tarsiidae
Product: dynamin-2
Exons: 13
Coding region: 123-1433 (436 amino acids)
Cellular component (GO): cytoplasm; membrane; microtubule
Molecular function (GO): microtubule binding; GTPase activity; GTP binding
Source: RefSeq, a predicted model, not a curated record
CUCUGACCACCAUUCUGUGUGUUUCCCUGUCAGUGUUGAACUUGACCCUCAUCGACCUCCCGGGCAUCACCAAGGUGCCCGUGGGGGACCAGCCCCCAGACAUCGAGUAUCAGAUCAAGGAAAUGAUCCUGCAGUUCAUCAGCCGGGAGAGCAGUCUGAUCCUUGCUGUCACGCCUGCCAAUAUGGACCUGGCCAACUCGGAUGCCCUCAAGCUGGCCAAGGAGGUCGAUCCACAAGGCUUGCGGACCAUCGGCGUCAUCACCAAGCUCGACCUGAUGGACGAAGGCACUGAUGCCAGGGACGUCCUGGAGAACAAGCUCCUCCCCUUGAGAAGAGGCUACAUUGGCGUAGUGAACCGCAGCCAGAAGGACAUUGAGGGAAAGAAGGAUAUCCGCGCAGCGCUGGCUGCCGAGAGGAAGUUUUUCCUCUCCCACCCAGCCUACCGGCACAUGGCUGACCGCAUGGGCACACCACACCUGCAGAAGACCCUGAACCAGCAACUGACCAACCAUAUCCGGGAGUCACUGCCGACCCUGCGCAGCAAGCUGCAGAGCCAGCUGCUGUCGCUGGAGAAGGAGGUGGAGGAGUAUAAGAACUUCCGGCCCGAUGACCCCACCCGCAAAACCAAAGCCCUGCUGCAGAUGGUCCAGCAGUUUGGGGUAGACUUUGAGAAGAGGAUUGAGGGCUCAGGAGACCAAGUGGACACGCUGGAGCUCUCAGGGGGCGCCCGGAUCAACCGCAUCUUCCAUGAGCGCUUUCCCUUUGAACUUGUGAAGAUGGAGUUUGAUGAGAAGGACUUGAGACGGGAGAUCAGCUACGCCAUUAAGAAUAUCCAUGGAGUCAGGACGGGGCUCUUCACCCCCGACAUGGCCUUUGAAGCCAUUGUGAAAAAACAGAUUGUAAAACUCAAAGAGCCAAGUCUGAAGUGUGUUGACCUCGUGGUCUCAGAACUGGCCACGGUCAUUAAAAAGUGUGCCGAGAAGCUCAGCUCCUACCCCCGGCUGCGAGAGGAAACGGAGCGAAUCGUCACCACGUACAUCCGAGAACGGGAGGGCAGAACCAAGGACCAGAUUCUUCUAUUAAUUGAUAUCGAGCAGUCCUACAUCAACACCAACCAUGAAGACUUCAUUGGAUUUGCCAAUGCCCAGCAGAGGAGUACGCAGCUGAACAAGAAGAGGGCCAUCCCUAAUCAGGGGGAGAUUCUGGUGAUCCGCAGGGGUUGGCUGACCAUCAACAACAUCAGCCUGAUGAAGGGCGGCUCCAAGGAGUACUGGUUUGUGCUGACAGCUGAGUCACUGUCCUGGUACAAGGAUGAGGAGGAGAAGGAGAAAAAGUACAUGCUGCCUCUGGACAACCUCAAGAUCCGUGACGUGGAGAAGGGUUUCAUGUCCAACAAGCACGUCUUCGCCAUCUUCAACACGGAGCAGAGGUGA